Messenger RNA from Theobroma umbraticum, 1520 nucleotides. Its product is annotated as patatin-like protein 2. NCBI's taxonomy places the organism in Eukaryota, Viridiplantae, Streptophyta, Magnoliopsida, Malvales, Malvaceae. Gene Ontology annotation, molecular function: glycerophospholipase activity; monoacylglycerol lipase activity. The record is from RefSeq and is a predicted model, not a curated record. Gene Ontology annotation, biological process: lipid metabolic process.
GAUCAGGACAUAAGUCAUAGAACUCGACCUCCGAGGCUUUUCAAAAGUUCAGUUUUCCCUUCAAGGCUCUUAAAAAGUUAUAGUAGUAUACACAAAUUCCAUUUAGCUUAGCACCACUAUAUAUGGAAGGAGCAAAGGAUCGUCUGCAACCUCCAACUUAUGGAGACUUGAUCACCAUUCUCAGCAUUGACGGCGGUGGAAUACGAGGGGUUAUCCCUGGAACCAUCCUUGCUGUCCUAGAAUCCGAACUUCAGAAGCUGGAUGGUGAGGAUGCAAGACUCGCAGACUACUUUGAUGUGAUUGCUGGGACUAGCACAGGCGGCCUGGUGACAGCCAUGCUAACUAGUCCAAAUGAAAAGAAUCGACCUCUAUUUGCUGCCAAAGAUAUAAAGGACUUUUACCUAAAUUACUGUCCUAAAAUCUUCCCCCAACCAGGAUGUCCAUUAUUUGCUCAAACAUCAAAGGUUAUCAAAGCUCUAUCGGGACCAAAAUAUGAUGGGAAGUUUCUGCAUAGUAUUGUUAAAGAGAAACUAGGAGACACGAGAUUGCAUCAGACAUUAACUAAUGUUGUUAUCCCAACAUUUGACAUCCAUCAUCUCCAGCCAACCAUCUUUUCUAGCUAUCAGGUGAAGAACAAACCUACUUUAGAUGCCUUGCUCUCAGACAUAUGCAUUGGAACCUCAGCUGCACCAACAUAUCUCCCCGCCCAUUACUUCAAAACCGAAGACCAGAAAGGGAACAUGAGAGAAUACAACCUCAUAGAUGGUGGUGUGGCUGCAAAUAACCCGACUUUAGUCGCUAUGGGCGAAGUGUCCAAGGAAAUCAUUAAGGGAAACGCCGAUUUCUUUCCAAUUAAGCCCAUGGACUAUGGAAGAUUUCUGGUUAUCUCCUUGGGGACUGGUUCUCGAAAAGCCGAAGAGAAAUACAGUGCAAAAGAGGCAGCCAAAUGGGGUCUGUUAGGUUGGUUAACCAGCGGCGGUUCCACCCCAUUAGUUGAUGUAUUCACCCAGGCAAGUGGAGACAUGGUCGACCUCCACCUUUCUGUCGUAUUCGAAGCCCUCCACUCUGAUAAAUACCUCCGUAUUCAGGAUGACACAUUAAGUGGGGUUGUAUCUUCCGUUGACGUAGCCACGAAGGAGAAUUUGGAUGAACUCGUGAAAGUUGGUCAAGCACUGCUGAAUAAGCAAGUUUCCAGAGUUAACUUGGAAACCGGCGUCUUCGAGCCUUUCUCUCAAGAGACUAAUGAAGAAGCUCUUAAAAGGUUUGCGACACUACUUUCCCAAGAGAGGCGUUGUCGCCAUUCUAGGUCACCCCAAGGAAAGGAUGGAGUACAUCAAAAUGGUGUUAAGAAUUAGUGGUUUUUCCUAAUAUUGUAAGCUCUUGCAGCACAAAUAAUUCAACUCUGUAAUUCUUUAUUUGUUUUUUAGCUUGAAUAAAUCCCCAAUGGGAUAACAUUUGACAAUAAUGGAUUGUAAGUGUUUCUUUAAUAAAAAAUUCUUUUAUAAUGCCAAUUUAAUUUA